GAGCUCUGAAGUUUAGAUUAUGUGAAAGUUCUCCCCUUUUACGGUCCUGUGUUCGUAAUUCGUGAAUUGUCAGUACUGUCUACUGUCAAGUGAAUAUGAGAUCAAGCGGGAUGAAUUGGCUGAAUUGGAUUUUAAGUGGACAGUUCGAAAACUCUCCUAUGCUGGGAGACUUGUUUAUAGUUUGGUGAAAUUUUUUGUGCCAAACCUUUCUUUUGAGUAAGAAAGUUAUUAGAGCACUGGAGAAAUGUUGAUCUUGUAAGCAGAAUCUUCGUGGUGGCUCUAAAGUUGGUUGGGACUUUGUGUGCCUUCCUAAGCAAGAGGGAGGGCUUGGGCUGGAUUUAUGGAACAUAUAUUGUAUUAUGAGAUGCCUAUGAAGAUUAUUGAGCUGGGCUGGUUCUCUUUGGAUCGCCCGAAUUUAUCACUAUCCUUUGGCAAGGAGUACCAUAUGGUCUGUUUCACCCUCUGCUGAUUGCACCUUUGCUUGGAGAAAGCUUUUAACGUUCAGACCCUACCUUACACCUGUCAUUAAAAAUGUCAUAGGAAAUGGGACAUCCACAUACUUACGGGUAGAUAAUUGGCAUCCCCAUGGAAUUCUAUUGGAGGUAUUGAAUUUGGUUUCCAAGAGAUGCCUAUGGGAGGAGCUGCUUUAGACUUGACUGGAGUUCCAUUGCCAGACGAGACACUAUCAGCAGCUCGGCAAUCUGAUGCUGUUCUUCUUGGAGCAAUUGGAGGGUAUAAGUGGGACAAUAACGAAAAACAUUUGAAGCCAGAAACUGGGCUGCUUCAAUUAAGAGAAGGUCUUAAAGUAUUUGCAAACUUACGGCCAGCAACUGUAUUACCUCAGUUAGUUGAUGCUUCAACUUUGAAGAAAGAGGUCGCUGAAGGUGUUGACCUACUGGUUGUAAGGGAGCUCACAGGCGGAAUAUACUUUGGGAAACCAAGGGGUUUUAGUUCCAAUCAAAAUGGUGAGGAGAUUGGUUUUAAUACUGAAGUAUAUGCAACAAGUGAGAUUGAUCGCAUUGCUCGAGUUGCUUUUGAGACUGCCCGAAAGAGGCGUGGAAAUCUUUGCUCCGUCGACAAAGCUAAUGUGUUGGAGGCAUCAAUGCUUUGGCGGAGAAGAGUCACUGCAAUUGCCCUUGAAUACCCUGAUGUUGAACUAACCCAUAUGUACGUAGACAAUGCCGCGAUGCAGCUCGUUCGUAAUCCAAAGCAGUUUGAUACAAUUGUAACAAACAAUAUAUUUGGUGAUAUAUUGUCUGAUGAGGCUUCAAUGAUUACUGGAAGUAUUGGGAUGCUUGCAUCAGCAAGUCUUGGCGAGAAGGGGCCUGGACUUUUUGAACCUAUUCACGGUUCUGCUCCCGAUAUUGCUGGACAGGAUAAGGCAAACCCGUUGGCGACUGUGUUAAGUGCUGCUAUGCUUUUGAAGUAUGGACUAGGGGAGAAAAAUGCAGCAGAGCGAAUAGAAGCUGCUGUGCUCGAUACUCUCAAUAGAGGCUUCCGGACUGGUGACAUAUACUCUGACGGCAAUACAUUGGUUGGAUGCAAACAAAUGGGUGAAGAGGUACUGAAGUCGGUGGAAUCUGAAGUUCUGGACCCACUAUAAUAACCAGGAGUAUGUCAUAAUUACAAAGAUCACGAAGAUGGUAAGGAGUGAACUGAGUUGCCACUGUGAAAGAUCGGCUAGAUGUCUACUUGGUUAUGGCAUUGGCUAUUUUAUCAUUUUCAGACCGAGCCCCUAUAUCGGAACAGUUUACCAUUUCGUGGUGAUGUUGCUAUCAUUCAGAUCGUGAGGAAAAUCCAUCCAUUUACAGGCUUUGUCAAUUUGUCAUGCAGAAACUAGAUAAGACUAAUUUGAAAUGACAGACAAUGUGAGAUUCUCGUUCCUUCUGUUUA
Molecule: messenger RNA, 1893 nt
Organism: Syzygium oleosum
Lineage: Eukaryota; Viridiplantae; Streptophyta; Magnoliopsida; Myrtales; Myrtaceae
Product: 3-isopropylmalate dehydrogenase, chloroplastic
Exons: 11
Coding region: 626-1603 (325 amino acids)
Biological process (GO): L-leucine biosynthetic process
Molecular function (GO): NAD binding; 3-isopropylmalate dehydrogenase activity; magnesium ion binding
Source: RefSeq, a predicted model, not a curated record